Messenger RNA from Coniophora puteana RWD-64-598 SS2, 1314 nucleotides. RefSeq lists its product as uncharacterized. The record is from RefSeq and is a predicted model, not a curated record. Bases 1 to 1314 code for a protein of 437 amino acids. The transcript is spliced from 11 exons. Lineage: Eukaryota; Fungi; Basidiomycota; Agaricomycetes; Boletales; Coniophoraceae.
AUGUUGCCUAAACCGCCGUUCAUGACGGGGAACAACCGAAGGACCACCGCAGGGAAGACCAUACUUCUGAGUAGAAUUUGUAAUCCCGACAACGCUACAAAGCCCUUGGUUUAUGACGCAGAAGGCCGAGCAGUAAGCCUUACUGGGCUCUCAGGGGACCUUCGAGAAAGAGCUCUGAAUUUCUUCGCUGAAGACAAAUAUGAUGAUGUUAUUCUCAGGUCUUUGCCCGUGGUCGUUGUUUUCACCAAGUUCGAAGCUCAACUAGAAAAAGCGAAGUUUGAUCUACCAGUGCACAGUGCAACCCAAUGGCUUGUACAACCACCAAUCAAGUACCGCAGUGCCGACGAUGCCAGGUCCAUAGCCGAGGAAAUAUAUCGCAAUGAUUACCUUCAACGUGUUUUAGAAAUAGAACAUCCUCCACAAGCUGUGGUGAGACUCCAGUAUAUGCAUGAUCCUAUGACGGAGUACCCAAUAGAGCUGUUGGACAAGACGAUCACAGCAAUUCACGGAUUGCCGGAAGAUAAUGAGUUACUUGUGCCACUGAGCGCCCCUGGGAGUGAGACCGCCAAACUACUAUCUGCUUAUUUUCGCGAUUUUAUGCCGCGUGAGAAGAUGGACCUGGACGUGGAAAUGGAAGAGGCAUGUGCCAUACCCUCAUCCGCGUCUGGGAGCCAUUCUCCUGUGGAUGACGUUCUCGGCAAGCCUCAUGGCAUUUGGUGCCGCAUACGAAAUGUGCUCCUCCAGGCUCUUUUCGUCUCCCAGUUAGCUUCAGACACAGGCAAUUCGGAGCUACUCAAGGUGGUAUCGUCUGAGCAGGAAGGUCUGCAGGCGAGUGUCCAAAGGGUUCACUCUCGUCAACUUGAAAAGCGCCGGACCACCGGGGUAUUUACAUGUAAGGUAAAAGAGCGUCUCUUUUACGCGCGGGAACCACCUGGGAAGAGCGAGGAAGAUCUUAACUCUGAUGAGGAGCCAGAGCAGCAACAUGAAGAGGAUGCGGCGCUUAGAAGGCGGCAAACUGGAUAUUAUCAUGAUGCUAAUCCGCGUGGCCAUUGGGAAUGGGCAUGGGUUGAAGAUGAUGCCUCAUACAUUAACCCGCGUUUCUGCCUUUGUCACGACCAGUCCGAUGCAGAGGGAUCGGAAGACCCUGAAGACACCACCAACUCAGAAGACGCAGAGACUGCAGCUUCAGUCGAUGGCUCGGAAGGAGAUGAAGAGGAGGUCAAAGGCAUCCCUCAGGGUGUUCAGCUGGAAAUCAACGGACACUUUGAAACAUCCGCAUAUCGAACGACGUUGCGGGAGACUCCUCCUUCCUGA